AUGGGUGAUCCUGACCAGGACUGACCCAUGCAUGGCCUGGUGGCCUGGGCCUGUGUGUAACUUGUUGAGGUUUGAGAAGGUGACAGGCAGCCUUGUACCAUGACAUAUACUCAAUCCUAUAUCUGUGGUUAUGUCAUUGGAUUGUCACUCGUCAGAAGGAAAACAUCCCAGAUGACCCUGGUGAAAGCAGCCGGCACUCAACUUUGGCUUCUAUGGUAGCAUUUCUGAGCACACGGAGGGAGCAAGGACUUGCUGACAAUUUGCAUUGAUUAAAUCACAUUUGGGUGUGAUGGAGCCACCAGCUUCCUGUUUAUCUGGAUUCUUCAAGGUCUUUCUCUUUUUCCAGAUCAUAGUACACACUCAAGCUACAAGCUCAGACAUACAGAUUAACAUUCAGGUUCCAGAUACAGAAGGGGUGCUGGUGGAGUGCGCUUCAGGAGGUUUGGCCGCACCUGAUGAGAUGAUAUGGAGAGACAGCGAGGGGAAUAUAAUUCCACCCUUAUCAAUAUCUGACUCUCAGGAUAGAACUGGAUUAUUGUAUUUGAAGGGCAGUAUCCUUCUGAGGAACAGAACACACGGUCCUAUUAGCUGCUCCAUUUACAACAAAACUACUAAGCAGGAGAAGAAGAAAAGUAUUGUCCUACCGGAUGUCCUGUUCAAACCAGAGUAUAUAUCAUUGAUGUCAAAUAGACUUUCAUGUCCUGUAAUAUAUUUGAUCAUUGUAGUUCUUUUUAAUAUUCUCAGAGGAAUAUUUGUUUUUUGUUGUCUUGGAGAAAAGUAUGUUCCCCCUUUUCUAGGACGAUGUACUAAAUGCAAGAAAGAUUGUAAGACUGAAAGGAGACUUGGCUGUGAGCUUAUCUGGGAAUGCCUACUGUUAGUUUUGUAUAUUGCCUUUCUCCCUCUCUACCUGAAGUUCAGAAGCAGAGCUUCUAUGGUGGACGAUGUGUACCCACUGUAUAUUAGUUGGAUGUGGGAUGUAUGCAUAAUCUUGGUUGUGAUGAUGACAUUUUUCACUGUGCUCAUUUUGCUUCUACUUUGGAUCCUAAACCGUAAUAGUCAGAAAACCCCAGAAACUUCCAGGACCAAAGAAUGAAAUGACUGUGAAUCUACUGGCUUUGUAAGUCCAGGA
Messenger RNA from Acomys russatus (golden spiny mouse), 1129 nucleotides. RefSeq names its product selection and upkeep of intraepithelial T-cells protein 10-like. The record is from RefSeq and is a predicted model, not a curated record. Lineage: Eukaryota; Metazoa; Chordata; Mammalia; Rodentia; Muridae. The coding region runs from base 290 to 1093 and encodes 267 amino acids. Gene Ontology annotation, molecular function: signaling receptor binding. The transcript has 8 exons. Gene Ontology annotation, cellular component: external side of plasma membrane. Gene Ontology annotation, biological process: regulation of cytokine production; T cell receptor signaling pathway.